This is a messenger RNA of Mastomys coucha (southern multimammate mouse), 5216 nucleotides long. It is a transcript of the gene Met, whose product is annotated as MET proto-oncogene, receptor tyrosine kinase. NCBI's taxonomy places the organism in Eukaryota, Metazoa, Chordata, Mammalia, Rodentia, Muridae. Gene Ontology annotation, biological process: multicellular organism development; protein phosphorylation; phagocytosis. The coding region runs from base 683 to 4822 and encodes 1379 amino acids. The transcript has 22 exons. The record is from RefSeq and is a predicted model, not a curated record. Gene Ontology annotation, molecular function: ATP binding; transmembrane receptor protein tyrosine kinase activity; protein binding. Gene Ontology annotation, cellular component: membrane; signaling receptor complex.
ACCUAGAAAGUUUCACCUUGUUGAGGGCGGGGGUGGGGCGGGGCUUGAGGAAGUGCGACCCCCCAGGGCAGAGCGUACAGGCUGCGGGUAGGGCGGGGACGCCACCCCCCCCCCCAACCCUCCCAGGGUGGUGCCAGUCCCCAUCUCGGCCCCUCCAGGGACCAGCUGGGACAGACCUAGAGCGACAGGGACGAACAGACACGUGCUGGGGCGGGUGCCUGGGUCUCUUUGCCUCCAGCCGGGACGCGCCCGGGCGCCGCCGCUGCCCGGCUGAGUCACGGACCGGGCAGGGCGCGUGUGGGAAGGGGCGGAGCAGUCCGAGGGCGCUCGGCGGGGUUCGGCCCGGGCCGCAGGUGACCCGGACGGCCUCGCCGCCCGCAGCGUCCGAGCUCGGGUGACCUGGUGCGGAGCCAGAUGCUGGGCGACCGCUGACUCGCUGGAGAAGGGCGGAGCGCGCGGGUGGUCCCCCCGGCUGGCUGACUUCGCCGCCGCGCGCUCCGGGCACCCCAAGGUACAAACUCCAGCCGCGUCGAUCCUGCACCCACCCUCUCCCAGCACCUCUGCUUUCUUUGUUCCACUAAGGGAACUGGCUACUGUUCCGGAGGACAAGACCACCGAGGAUGUUUGUGGAGAGAAAUCUGAUGGUUUAACAGAACGCCUGGCAUGUGAUCAACUCCUCACAAUGAAGGCUCCCACCGUGCUGGCACCUGGCGUUCUGGUGCUACUGUUGACCUUGGUGCAGAGGAGCCAUGGCGAGUGCAAGGAGGCUCUCAUGAAGUCUGAGAUGAACGUGAACAUGAAGUAUCAGCUUCCCAACUUCACCGCAGAAACCCCCAUCCAGAAUGUUGUCCUACAUGGGCACCAUAUUUAUCUCGGAGCCACGAACUAUAUUUAUGUUUUAAAUGACAAAGACCUUCAGAAGGUAUCUGAGUUCAAGACCGGGCCCGUGUUGGAACACCCAGACUGUCUUCCUUGUCAGGACUGCAGCAGCAAAGCCAAUGCAUCAGGAGGUGUUUGGAAAGACAACAUCAACAUGGCUCUACUUGUUGACACGUACUAUGACGAUCAACUCAUCAGCUGUGGCAGCGUCAACAGAGGGACCUGCCAGCGGCAUGUCCUUCCUCCUGACAAUUCUGCUGACAUCCAGUCCGAGGUUCACUGCAUGUUCUCCCCAGAAGAAGAGUCAGGCCAGUGUCCUGACUGUGUAGUGAGUGCCCUGGGAGCCAAAGUUCUCCUGUCUGAAAAGGAGCGGUUCAUCAAUUUCUUUGUGGGGAAUACGAUCAAUUCUUCCCACCCUCCCGAUUAUUCACUGCAUUCAAUAUCAGUGAGACGGCUGAAGGAAACCCAAGAUGGUUUUAAGUUUUUGACAGACCAGUCCUAUAUUGAUGUCUUACCAGAAUUUCGUGAUUCCUACCCCAUAAAGUACAUACAUGCCUUUGAAAGCAACCAUUUUAUUUACUUUCUGACUGUCCAAAAGGAAACCCUAGAUGCUCAGACUUUUCAUACAAGAAUAAUCAGGUUCUGCUCUGUAGACUCUGGGUUGCACUCCUACAUGGAAAUGCCUCUGGAAUGCAUUCUGACAGAAAAAAGAAGAAAGAGAUCCACGAGGGAAGAAGUGUUUAAUAUCCUCCAAGCUGCAUAUGUCAAUAAACCGGGGGCCAAUCUUGCUAAGCAAAUAGGAGCCAGCCCAUCUGAUGACAUUCUCUAUGGGGUGUUUGCACAAAGCAAGCCAGAUUCUGCUGAACCUAUGAAUCGAUCAGCAGUCUGUGCAUUCCCCAUCAAAUAUGUCAAUGACUUCUUCAACAAGAUUGUCAACAAAAACAAUGUGAGAUGUCUCCAGCAUUUUUAUGGACCCAACCAUGAGCACUGUUUCAAUAGGACCCUGCUGAGAAAUUCGUCAGGCUGUGAAGUGCGCAGUGACGAGUAUCGCACGGAGUUUACCACGGCUUUGCAGCGCGUUGACUUAUUCAUGGGCCGGCUCAACCAAGUGCUCCUGACAUCUAUCUCCACCUUCAUCAAAGGUGACCUCACCAUUGCUAAUCUAGGGACAUCAGAAGGUCGCUUCAUGCAGGUGGUGCUCUCUCGAACGGCACACUUCACCCCUCAUGUGAACUUCCUCCUGGAUUCCCAGCCUGUAUCCCCAGAAGUUAUUGUUGAGCAUCCAUCAAAUCAAAAUGGCUAUACAUUGGUUGUCACAGGAAAGAAGAUCACCAAGAUUCCAUUGAACGGCCUGGGCUGUGGGCAUUUCCAGUCUUGCAGUCAGUGUCUCUCUGCCCCUUACUUUAUACAGUGUGGCUGGUGCCACAAUCAAUGUGUGCAUUCCGAUGAAUGCCCCAGCGGUACAUGGACUCAAGAGAUCUGUCUGCCAGCAGUUUAUAAGGUGUUCCCCACCAGUGCACCCCUUGAAGGAGGAACAGUGCUGACCAUAUGUGGCUGGGACUUUGGAUUCAAGAAGAAUAAUAAAUUUGAUUUAAGGAAAACCAAAGUUCUGCUUGGCAACGAGAGCUGUACCUUGACCUUAAGCGAGAGCACGACAAAUACGUUGAAGUGCACAGUUGGUCCCGCGAUGAGUGAGCACUUCAAUGUGUCUGUGAUUAUCUCAAACAGUCGAGAGACAACACAAUACAGUGCAUUUUCCUAUGUAAAUCCUGUAAUAACAAGUAUUUCUCCAAGGUACGGGCCUCAGGCUGGAGGCACCUUACUCACUUUAACUGGAAAAUACCUCAAGAGUGGCAAUUCUAGACACAUUUCAAUUGGAGGGAAAACAUGCACUUUAAAAAGUGUAUCAGAUAGUAUCCUCGAAUGCUACACCCCAGCCCAAACUAUCUCUGCUGAGUUUCCUGUGAAAUUGAAAAUUGACUUGGCUAAUCGAGUGACGAGCAGCUUCAGUUACCGGGAAGACCCCAUUGUCUAUGAAAUCCACCCGACCAAAUCUUUUAUUAGUGGCGGAAGCACAAUAACGGGUAUUGGAAAGACCCUGAAUUCGGUUAGCAUCCCAAAACUGGUAAUAGAUGUGCAUGAAGUGGGCAUGAACUACACAGUGGCCUGUCAGCAUCGCUCAAAUUCAAAGAUCAUCUGCUGUACCACUCCUUCCCUGCAACAGCUGGACCUGCAACUCCCCCUGAAGACCAAAGCCUUCUUCCUGUUAGACGGGAUCCUUUCCAAACACUUUGAUCUCACUUAUGUACAUAAUCCUGAGUUUAAGCCUUUUGAAAAGCCAGUAAUGAUCUCAAUGGGCAAUGAAAAUGUAGUGGAAAUUAAGGGAAAAGAUAUUGACCCUGAAGCAGUUAAAGGUGAAGUGUUAAAAGUUGGAAAUAAGAGCUGCGAGAGUCUUCAGUGGCAUUCUGAAGCUGUGUUGUGUACAGUCCCCAGUGACCUGCUGAAACUGAACAGCGAGCUAAAUAUAGAGUGGAAGCAAGCAGUCUCUUCAACUGUCCUUGGAAAAGUGAUCAUUCAACCGGAUCAGGACUUUGCAGGAUUGAUCAUUGGUGCGGUCUCAAUAUCAGUAGUAGUUUUGUUAUUAUCCGGGCUCUUCCUGUGGCUGAGAAAGAGAAAGCAUAAAGAUCUGGGCAGUGAAUUAGUUCGCUAUGACGCAAGAGUACACACUCCUCAUUUGGAUAGGCUUGUAAGUGCCCGAAGUGUAAGUCCAACUACAGAGAUGGUUUCAAAUGAGUCUGUAGACUACAGAGCUACUUUUCCAGAAGACCAGUUUCCCAACUCCUCUCAGAAUGGAGCAUGCAGACAAGUGCAAUAUCCUCUGACAGAUCUGUCCCCCAUCCUGACGAGUGGAGACUCUGAUAUAUCCAGCCCAUUACUACAAAAUACUGUUCACAUUGACCUCAGCGCUCUAAAUCCAGAGCUGGUCCAAGCAGUUCAGCACGUAGUGAUUGGACCCAGUAGCCUGAUUGUGCAUUUCAAUGAAGUCAUAGGAAGAGGGCAUUUUGGCUGUGUCUAUCAUGGGACUUUGUUGGAUAACGAUGGAAAGAAAAUUCACUGUGCUGUGAAAUCCUUGAAUAGAAUCACAGACAUAGAGGAAGUCUCCCAGUUUCUGACUGAGGGAAUCAUCAUGAAAGACUUCAGCCAUCCCAAUGUUCUCUCACUCUUGGGAAUCUGCCUGCGAAGUGAAGGGUCUCCUCUGGUGGUUCUACCCUACAUGAAACAUGGCGAUCUUCGAAACUUCAUUCGAAAUGAGACUCAUAACCCAACUGUGAAAGAUCUUAUAGGAUUUGGUCUUCAAGUAGCCAAAGGCAUGAAAUACCUUGCCAGCAAAAAGUUUGUCCACAGAGACUUAGCUGCAAGAAACUGCAUGUUGGAUGAAAAAUUCACUGUGAAGGUUGCUGAUUUUGGUCUUGCCAGAGACAUGUACGAUAAAGAGUACUAUAGUGUCCACAACAAAACGGGUGCAAAGCUACCAGUGAAGUGGAUGGCUUUAGAGAGUCUGCAAACGCAGAAGUUCACCACCAAGUCAGAUGUGUGGUCCUUUGGUGUGCUUCUCUGGGAGCUCAUGACGAGAGGAGCCCCUCCUUAUCCUGAUGUGAACACAUUUGAUAUCACUAUCUACCUGUUGCAAGGCAGAAGACUCUUGCAACCAGAAUACUGCCCAGACGCCUUGUACGAAGUGAUGCUAAAAUGCUGGCACCCCAAAGCGGAAAUGCGCCCAUCCUUUUCUGAAUUGGUCUCCAGGAUAUCCUCAAUCUUCUCCACGUUCAUUGGGGAGCACUACGUCCAUGUGAACGCUACUUAUGUGAAUGUAAAAUGUGUUGCUCCAUAUCCCUCUCUGUUGCCAUCCCAAGACAACAUUGAUAGCGAGGCGAACACAUGAUGGAUAAGAGCCACCCCCCCCCCAGCUCCCUUCCAAGAAACAGUACUGGCCCAAACCAGUCUAUACCUUCCCUAACAGUUCUCACUGCCUGGCCUUUGGAAGGUCACCCAACAUUUUUUGUUGUUGUUUUGUUUUUUGUUUUUGUUUUGCUUUUGCCGUAACUGUACCACUAUGAUACAUUGACUUGCUAUUUCAAAUUCCUGGAUUCUAAGGAAUUUCUCAUCUGACAAUGCCUCGGAAACAGAAGCAUGGUCCCCACAGGCUGGGGAUCGGUGGCAGCCUGUAGCUACAACAACACUCACUCCUAUCUCUCAGCAGAGUUCUGAAUCUCAGUUCUGGCUUGAAGGUUUUGAAAAUCAGGUAUAUGUAUAUAUAUAUAUGUAUAUAUAUAUAU